Molecule: messenger RNA, 936 nt
Organism: Caenorhabditis elegans
Lineage: Eukaryota; Metazoa; Nematoda; Chromadorea; Rhabditida; Rhabditidae
Gene: M01B2.12
Product: Phytanoyl-CoA hydroxylase-interacting protein-like C-terminal domain-containing protein
Exons: 3
Coding region: 1-936 (311 amino acids)
Source: RefSeq, marked reviewed
AUGAAUGUCUCACAUUUACAAGUUAAGUGCUCGUUCUCUUCAGAGCAAAUUUAUCUGAGCUGGAGCAUUUCGGAAAAGCAAAGAAAUGUGAAAUUUGUAAUGCGUGGGAAAAAUCUUCGAACCGGAAAACUGACAAUCGUUGAUAUUCCCGACAUGGGAAAGCAAUUCGAGCUUCCAAUUGCAACAACAUCUGGAGAAAAGUUUGAAAUCAGAAUUCAGAUGGUUUCCGCGGAUUUUGGAAUUUUGCUAGCCGAGUGGUCAAAGGAAGUUAGGGCUGAAUUCACUUCCGCCGAACUACUGGAGCUUUACAAAAAAUGCUUAAAUUUUGUGAAAGAAGAUAACAAGCCAAGUAUGGUAGAAAUUACCCAACUCUACAGAUGUAAGCCAAAAGAAUAUUGGGAUGAAAUCUGCAACUGGCAAAGCAAUAUAAUGAAAACUUACUCGAAAGACAAAAAUGGUCACCGCGGGAAUUUGAUAAAUGGGAAAAUCAAUGGAUUGUUCUUCUCGGGACGUUUAAUUGAUUGGAAUCUGCCGAAAAGUUCGCCAUUUGGUGAUGUUCGAAUGGAUAUUGACUGUAUUUCAGUUUUACACCCGGAAAGACACAAUUUAUAUUUUGCUGAUUUUUACUGCAACAAAGAAAUUCACUACGUUACUGUGGUGGUGUGUAUUACUGGAACCCAUGCCGAUAGAUAUUGCCGUAAAAAUCUCAUUAAGCUGGAUACAUCUACAAAUCUUUUUAUAAGAUCUGUGCCGAAUAAUCAUCAAUGCAAGUUCUACAUCAAUAACAAUAUUUGGAUAGAAAUUUUAUACACAGAAGAUAUCAAUUUAAAUGGAAAUUCGUUCACAUCGAUCCGUGCGACGGGGAAAGGAUCUUCUAAUACCGACGGUGUACCUAAUAACAAGAGUUGUACAAUUUGUAAUUUGUAUCCAGUUUGA